AUGUCUUUGAGUUUGGUGAUAGUGGAUGGCUAUAAGUCCUUCUUUGGCUGCCCAUUUGCAUCUAUUUCAUAUCCUAGUAACUUAAAGGCUCUUUCAUAUAGGUCAAACAGUUUAUGUAUUUUCAACCAGUCUGAUGAGCUCCCAACCCCUAUUGUAAGAUCAUCUGCAUAG
Messenger RNA from Dentiscutata erythropus, 171 nucleotides. The record is from the annotation of a GenBank genome assembly. NCBI's taxonomy places the organism in Eukaryota, Fungi, Glomeromycota, Glomeromycetes, Diversisporales, Gigasporaceae.